Molecule: messenger RNA, 1275 nt
Organism: Spodoptera littoralis (African cotton leafworm)
Lineage: Eukaryota; Metazoa; Arthropoda; Insecta; Lepidoptera; Noctuidae
Source: the annotation of a GenBank genome assembly
AUGAGUCAGUCGCAGGACGAGGCCCGCGCGGCCAGGAUACAGAAGUAUAAAGAGGAGAGAAGAAAACAGCUGACGGCUAGAACAGCGACGCUAUUUUCUGCUAACGUCACUGAGCGGCGCACGAAAAGAUCAACCGACCUGACGCCCUCAGAAGAUGUUGGUGCUCAUCUUAAGUCUUCCUCGGAGCUAAAUCUUAACACAGCUUCAACUUCAGUGCCUAUUAGAACAACGCGUACGUCACGUCUCAGAGCUGCCGCUGCCAAUCUUUCCGACACCUCGCCGUCUCCUAGAAAAUCUAAUAGAAGUUCAUCUGUCCAAUCAUUACUUGAAGACGCCAAAACGAGAUCACCCAAAAAUUCCAAGUUACUAGAUAGAGAUAAACGAACGAAUAGAAGACAGAGCAAUGAAAAAGAAAACUUUAAGGGCUCGUCUUCGACGCGCUCGGAUAAAGAUUAUGGUGCUAUUAAGACGAAAUCGAAACAUUCCAUUAAUAAAAAUAUUUUAGAAAAAGACAAAAAUAAUUUUAUAGUGACUAGUCCUAAAGGAAAGAAUGUCGAUGAGAAGCGCAGUUCUAAAUUAGAUGAAAGUAGAAACACGAACUCCAUAAACGAAGAAAAGAAAUCGAAUAGUGAGAUAAACGAAAGAAAACACGAAAAACCAUUACGAGUCAAUAGUGAGGAGUUUUUUAACGAUAUUAUAAACGAUAAAGACAUGUCUAAUGGUAUAGAUGAAGAUAAAAUCGACGAUUUGUUUAAUAAUCUUGUUGUUGCUGAUGUGGAAGUCCAGAAUGGCAUCAGAGUUGAGGAGAUUGAUCAGAUUCUGGAGAGUGAUGGGCUCAAAUAUAGUCACAAUAGUUAUAUUCCUGCCGCUGAUAAAGCAAUAGAUGUUAAUGUUGAUUAUGUAGAAGAUAGUGUAGUGCCAAAAGUGAAAGAGGACGUUGGAGGCUUGCUAGGGGCCGUGUGUGUGCGCAAAGUGGAAAGGUUCAGUGAAUUGCUUAGCAACUUGUGUUCGCCUUGCGAGGCGGACAUAUUGUUCGAAGAUAUCCUGGUGGAAAAUGGAAUUGAUGGUGAAAAACAUGCGCGUACGAAUGGUCCGGAGUGUACGGCUCCGUGCCGGCGCGCGCAGCCUUCCCCGCGAACCACCAGCACACCCAAGCGAACUCCUGCGCAGCCAACUGCCAACAAUGAUGCUGCCGAUAGCAACAUACAAAAUAAGACUGUCUCAAAGAAUUCCGUGUUCGUGUCUAUAUAUUAUCCAUCGAAGAAGUUCGUGUAG